Pseudonaja textilis is the source of this 1144-nucleotide messenger RNA. Lineage: Eukaryota; Metazoa; Chordata; Lepidosauria; Squamata; Elapidae. The record is from RefSeq and is a predicted model, not a curated record.
GGGCAGCUGGGGACCUUGGUCAGCUUGCUCCAGGAGCUGCAGUGGUGGCGUGAUGGUGCAGAUGCGGCCAUGUCUUCCAGGGUACUACUACGAGAGGCCCUCCCACAAUCCUGGGCAGUACUCUGCUUCGGGGAGGGCACUGGCUCAUCUCCAGCAGCUCCCCCAGGAAGACUCUCUGCCUCCUUUCUCUGGCCACGUCAUCUCAGCCAUCCGGACCUCGGUGCCUCUUCACAGAAACGAGGAACCGGCGCGAGCUGCCCUCUCUUCCUCCGGAGGAGGCCGCAAUGAGAGCUAUUGGAGCCGAGCAACCUCAAGAGGGGGUCAAGUUUCCCAGUCUCGGAGACGUAGCCCCAAAUCAGAAAGAAGAGGCCGAAAGAAAAGCUCCAUUGGACCCGGGAAAUACGGCUAUGGAAAAGUUCCCUACAUUCUCCCACUGCAGACGGACACAGGACAAUCGGCACAUAAGCCCCGAAAGCAACGCCAGUCCAUGCAGCCUGCACCCAACCAACAAGGGACUGGUGGCACCUCCCCUUUUGCCCAUCCAGGUAACCCUUCCCAUCACCAUCAUCCUGGAGGAACGUACCCAGGUGACCACCGAUCUUCUCCAGCCAGGACUCAGGUCAUGAGCAGCUCUUUCUAUCAACAACCGGGCUCCCAUUUUCAAACCUUCCCAGCAGCACCUCAAAGUUUGUUCCAGGGCAUAGAACGGAGCAGGCAUCUCCCUGGAGCUUCUCAUCCCACCAUCCAAGGGCAGAUGUCCACUCAGCCGGCUGCAGCAAUUGUGUGCACUGGGGCCUACAAGCAGUACAGACUCUGCAAUACGAACGCCUGCCUUGAGAACAGAAACAUCAGAGAGGUGCAGUGUGCAUCGUAUAACAACAAGCCAUUUAUGGGCCGUUUCUAUGAGUGGGAGCCAUUUGCUGAAGUGAAGGGAAGCCAGAAAUGUGAACUCAACUGCCGAGCUGUCGGCUAUCGCUUCUAUGUGAGACAGGCGGAGAAAGUGAUAGAUGGAACGCCAUGCGAUCAAAAUGGAACCUCCAUCUGUGUGUCGGGGCAGUGCACGACCUUUGUAGUGUGCGGCUCCACACUUUGUGGGAAGAGAAGGGGGCCCUUGAAAGCAAACCUGAUUUUUGCAUUCAGAUAA